GCCGGGCUUCGGGGUAGAGGCGUGGACCGGCGUGUGUCAAAAGCUACAGUGACCCUUCCCAGCCCGAGUCCGUGAGCCCCGGGUGGACGGGCUCCCGGGACUGCGUUCUUGCGGGUCGGGGAUCGGGCGAUGCGGGGGCUCUGCAGGUGUGGCGACCCGGAGCGCAUCCACCGGUGGCCGGAGCGCACAAGUGGUUAACGCCCGGAGCGCCCUCCCGGGUGUGGAAAGAGAACCAAGCUUUACUGAAGGUCUGAAUUGUUGCCGGUGGAAUGCUACCUGCUUUUCCAAAGGUGUCUAGCUUUAACCCCACAGCAACCCCAUCUCUGCCUUCACCCAAGGGUUACAGAAAAUGACCAAGUCCCAGAGACCAGUAACAUUCAAGGACGUGGCUGUGGAUUUCACCCAGGAGGAGUGGUGGUAUCUGGACCCUUCCCAGAGGGAUCUGUACCGGGACGUGAUGCUGGAGAACUAUAUCAACCUCAUCUCAGUGGGAUAUAAAACCAUCAAGCCUGCUGUGAUCCACAAAUUGGAACAAGGAGAAGAACCAUGGAUGGUGGAGAGAGAAAUCUCAAGUUGGAGAUACCCAGAAGAAGUCUGGCAAGUUGAUGACCACAUGGAGAGGCACCAAGAGAACCAAGGAACACUUUUCAGGCAUGUUGCAUUCAUUGACCAGAAAACUGUGACGGAGGAAAAGGCUUGCAGGAUCUUCGUUCCCCAACCAGAGAUUGAACCCAGGCCGUGGCAGUGAAAGUGCAGAGUCCUAACCACUGGACCACCAGGGAAUUCCCUAUUUUUUUCUGUAUGAAUUGUAACAAAACAUAGGGCCUCCUAAAUAAGAAUUCUAAAGUAUAAAAUAAACGUUUUUCCUGUUGUUUGUUGGCAUAUA
Balaenoptera musculus (blue whale) is the source of this 886-nucleotide messenger RNA. Its product is annotated as zinc finger protein 248-like. The record is from RefSeq and is a predicted model, not a curated record. Lineage: Eukaryota; Metazoa; Chordata; Mammalia; Artiodactyla; Balaenopteridae. The coding region runs from base 350 to 748 and encodes 132 amino acids. The transcript has 6 exons. Gene Ontology annotation, biological process: regulation of DNA-templated transcription.